Molecule: messenger RNA, 2166 nt
Organism: Kluyveromyces lactis
Lineage: Eukaryota; Fungi; Ascomycota; Saccharomycetes; Saccharomycetales; Saccharomycetaceae
Gene: CDC16
Product: anaphase promoting complex subunit CDC16
Exons: 1
Coding region: 1-2166 (721 amino acids)
Biological process (GO): cell division
Molecular function (GO): protein binding
Source: RefSeq, a predicted model, not a curated record
AUGUCUUCUUCACAUGAUACACCAUCGCAUGUGCAGUCCACACUAGCUAUUUCACCGUUGGUGCAAAGAACAGGUGCUAACAGAGGUAGUAUGAAUAGGAAUGAUCCAAUAGGGAAUUCUCAAGGAAGGAACGUUGAAGGUGGGCGAAGCAACAUACCGCAGAUCGCACAGACUCCGCAUCAAGAUAGAAGUCCUUUAGUGCAGAAGAUAAGAGAUGUAUCCCAUUUAGCAACUCCUGCCGUUAUGAGGCACAAUGGUACUGCAGGAUCUAGUCUAUUAGCGUCGAUGACAAAGAAUGGAUUAUUUGGACCGGCACUGCCGUCUACUUUAAGAAAAACUAGUACAUCGACGGACACUGUUGAGCUAAACAAUUCUACGAAUGACGAAGAUAUAGACCAUGCCAGCGAUAAUGUAUUCGAUGUUAGCGAUCUUUCAUCUGUAGAGAAACUACGGCUUUGGAGGCACGAUGCCUUGAUGCAACACCAUUAUAAAACUGCCGAACACAUCGGUGAUCUCAUCUAUUCAAUGACAAAGGAUCCCAACGAUGCCUUUUGGUUGGCACAAGUGUAUUACAAUCAAGGAUCUUACGUGCGAGCCGUGGAACUAAUAUUUACGGAUCAAUUGGAUUCGGAAAGCAUAAUGUGCCGCUACUUGGCAGCAUUAUGUCUUUUCAAAUUAAACAAACUUGAAGAGGCACUUGAUAUCAUCGGAGACACGAACCCGUUUCAAAGUGAACCGUCCUCUCCAGGGAAUGCAGAUGGUGGUGUAAAGCUCGAAUCGUCAAUGUGUUUGUUAAGAGGCAGAAUAUACGUCUCCCUUAGUAACAUGGAACAGGCCAAAGAAUGCUUUAAAGAAGCAGUGCAAGUUGACGUUAAAAAUUACGAGGCAUUUGAUUACUUACUUUCGAAACAUAUGCUUACCACUGCAGAGCAAUGGGAUUUGGUACGAAGCUUGCAAUUUGAUGAUCUUGAUGAUAAUGAAGAGAUGAUGAGAUGUCUGUACAUCUCAAGACUGUCCAAGUACCAACACCAGACGGAAAUUGAACAUGCUCGUAAAGUUCUCUCUGAUAAGUAUUAUUUGAAAGAUAAUCGGACUGUCUUGUUGGCUGAGAUAGAACUUUUGAAUAACCAAUCCAAGUUUACUCAGUGUAUGAAAUUAUGUGAACAAGUUCUCGAAGUCGAUGAGUAUAACCUUGAAGUUCUACCAAUCUAUAUACAAUGUUUGCAUUCGUUCGCAGCCAAGAACAAAUUGUUUCUCCUUUCACACAAAUUGGCAGAAAACUUCCCCAAAUCACCAGUGACAUGGUUCGCAGUUGCUACCUACUACCUUUGUAUGGGGAAAGUUUCAGAAGCAAGGAAAUAUUUUUCUCGUUCUUCAAUAAUGGAUCCAAGUUUUGGGUACUCUUGGCUUGGUUUUGCUCAUACUUACGUCGCUGAGGGAGAACAUGAACAAGCAUUAUCAGCAUAUUCCACUGCUGCUAGAUUUUUCCCUGGAACACAUCUACCACAUCUUUAUCUCGGAAUGCAAUACAAUAGAAUGGAUGACCUAUCUCUUGCCGAAGAAUAUUUCAUGAUGGCAUAUGACAUGUGCCCCACUGAUCCCCUAUUACUUAAUGAGUUGGGUGUCAUAUAUUUCAAGAGGCAAAACUACAUCAAAGCUAAGAAGUACAUGAAACGUGCACACGAUGCAAUAAAGAAUAUGAAAUCAGAAAGUAAAGCUUGGAUAUCGAUUGUGAUAAAUUUGGGUCACACUUACAGGAAACUUGGUGAGGACGAAAGAGCCAUCAAAUGCUUUAAGACCGUAUUAGAGAGUAGUAAACCUACUGCCACUUUAUGGUGUUCCUUAGGGUUUCUAUAUUUAAGAAUGAAAAAAAUUGAAAAGGCAAUCGAUAGUUUUCAUAAAGCUCUAGCGCUGGACCAAGGUAACCAGGCAUCAAAUAAACUAUUGAAGACUGCCUUAGAGAUCAAUGCACAUAUGAUAAUUGAUGAGAAUCACCCUAUGGUAAUUUCAUCGAACAUUCAAAAUAUUCCGACGUCACAUGUAUCAAAGAAUGAUAAGAAAAGAACAUCAUUGGGAAUUACUAGUUUUGAUCCCGUCACCGAGGCAAAACGGUUAAAACAAGGUAUUUCAGAUCACGAGGGCGAUUCAAUGGACAUUGAACAAUAA